Molecule: messenger RNA, 7265 nt
Organism: Nerophis ophidion (straightnose pipefish)
Lineage: Eukaryota; Metazoa; Chordata; Actinopteri; Syngnathiformes; Syngnathidae
Gene: il17ra1a
Product: interleukin 17 receptor A1a
Exons: 11
Coding region: 145-2409 (754 amino acids)
Molecular function (GO): interleukin-17 receptor activity
Source: RefSeq, a predicted model, not a curated record
AGGCAACAUGGUUACCUUCCCAAAGAAGCAGGAAGUGGUUUAUUAAUCUCAGCUGCCUUUCACUUUAUACACGCAGUCGAGAAAGUGCCCCUCAUGGCCAAACGCAGACACGCACCGCACUGAGAGGAACAAUAAUAUUACAAAAUGAGGCUGUAUGGACUUUUUCUGCUGUUGUCUCUGUCGUCCGCGGUGAACAUUUUGACAUCCCCGCCGUUAAACUGCACCCAACAGGGUUUGAGAUGCACAGUCAGUUCAAGUAACUGCCUAGAUAAAGGAUGGCUGAAAGUGAAAGACUACACUCCCAGCAGUCCAGAGGGGCUGAAUGUGACUGUAACAACCAAGGAAGAUGAGGCAGGACAGCUGCAGCCUGUACUCGCUGUUAACUGGAACAUGAAGGAUGAUGGCAGUAUCCGCUACCUGAAUGCCACUGAAUUUCAUCUUGUUGUCUUAGCCACCAAUGAGCACAUAUGUGUCCGAUAUUCCUUUAAAGACAAACUCCCAAUGAGAAAUUCAUUCGGCAACAAGUGGUCGUUUUCAGCAAACAUGCUAGUGUUGGACCCAGGACACAUGUAUCGAGUUUCUGUCUUCAACAUCCCCAAACCAGAAAUGUUCCACAGCAACUAUGACAUCAGCACUCAAGUCCUUGUCCCUGGUUGUCAAGACUCAGUGAUGAAAAUGACCCAGUUUUGCAUAGAGAGAGGAAGUCUUUGGCAGUCUAACAUCAGUGUUGCAGCCAAAGAGAGACCUGCACUGACCGUCCGCUUCAGUCCUGACCCACUUUGUGAAGAGUACAUAGUUAUUGUUACCUGUGAAUCCAUCCAACAAGUUGAACAUGUUUUUAAGGCCAACCAGACGGACUUAAACAGAACAUUCAGCCUUAAUAAAUGGCCCAGAUCCUGCUGCACUUUUGAUGUUGAGGUAAAACCAAUUUUCCAAAAAUGUGGCCAAGACUGUGCCCGUCACAAGAAAACCCUGCUAAUUUGUCCAGCUGUGCCAACUGAUGCCCAAGUUGCUCCUCAAUACACACCUGUCAUUGUGAGUGUGGUGCUCCUAUGUGCUGGGAUCCUAUCUGUUUAUAUGCACAUCCUCUGCCGAAAACCAGGCAAACCUAGUGAUGCCUUCACUGUUGUGGAAGAUAAAAUACCAAAACUGCUCCAACAAACCCCUAAAGUUCUUGUGAUCUACUCCCAAGACCACCAUCUAUACAGGGACAUAGUGUUAAAGCUCUGUGCCUUCCUCCAGGCCAAGUGUGGCGCCAAGGUGCUGAUAGAUCUGCUCGACGCCAACUUUUUAAGCAUGAUUGGGCGCCUCCCGUGGCUGGAGUGGCAGCGACGGCAGCUGAAAAACCCCACUGAUAAGAUCUUAGUACUCUGCUCGCCGGGUGUUCAGGCAAAGUGGAGGGCCAUGUGUGGUCACAGCCGGGUCACGCUGAAGGAGGACCUUAACUCAUCAAUGGAUGAUAUGCUCACCCCCUUUCUGAACCUCUUCCUGCCCAACAUGCACCAAGCACGCAUGCAUGGGAUGUACAUGGUGGCUUACUUCAGCGACAUCAGCAAUGAGCAAGAUGUACCAUCGAUCUUUGACAUCGCUGUGAAGUACAAACUGAUGAGAGACUUUGAAGAGCUCUUUUUUGGUGUCCUGGACAUGGAGAAGUACCAGCCGGGUCUGGUCCACCGCAUCGAAGGCAUCGGCGGGGAUGAAUACUUCAAGUGCCCAUCGGGCCUGGCCCUGAAAAACGCUAUUAAUACCUUCCAGGCCUAUCAGUUAAAACAUCCUGACUGGUUUGAGAGGGAGUGUGUUCACAGUGAAGAAGAACUUGGUACUGAAGCCAGUCGUCUUAUUGAGCACCAGCAUGGCCCUCCGAUUCUAGAGUGUCUUCCUCUCAUCAGGGAUGUACCUUCUGUCUCUGUGUGUGAGGUACAAAUAAGAGAGAAUGAUGACAGUGUUAAGGUCUUAACGCCGGAACUGAACACAAAGCGCCACCUUCCAUCAGUGGCAGAACUUAUACCGGAAGUAAACCCCGUUUACACAUCUCCGAAUUUGAGUUUUGCACAGCCGUCAGUUCUUCUCACUGAGCCAGUUUCAUCAGGACAGAAGUGGCUGUCCUCCGCCGCUAGGCACCAAAGUCAGGUUCCAGUUGAGAUUGGAGAAGAGUGGCCGAGUGGCUCAAGGACCCUGAAUUCCCAAGAUUCAACCCCACCUUGUUCGAGCACAGGGAGUCCCCCUCCAAACCCAAUCAACAAGUGUGAGGAUAAGAUUGAGCCAAACAGUGGCUCUGAUCAAGGCUACAUCUCCAAAGUGCCUUCGCCGCUCGGAACGUCUUGUAAGGAAGAUCCACUGGUGGCUCUGGCAAGGCUGCAAGAGGAACUGUAUCUGCAAACUGUGAAUAGCUCUGAGUUGGGUCCAUAGGGAUGUAUGACUGAUUUACUUUUAUAAUUAGUUUAGUCAUUCAACCCCCUCUCACCCAGAGAACCAUUGAGCUCCAACGAUUGACUGCUGAUUUGGUAUGUUUACUCCUUUUAUAAAUAUAUUUGUAUUUGACUUAGGGAAACGAGUAUUUGAUGCCAUACAAACUGGUUAGCAUUUUGAUCCUCACAAACACAAAUUAUUCCUGUCCCUUGAAGAAAGUAUUUGUGAUGUCAAUUGAUUAUUUGGAUAAAAGACACCUAACAUUCAACCCUCUCUCAAGACAAGAGUUUUAGACCUGCACACGACUGGAGUACGCUACACAACUGCUAGUUACAAGCUUGGCAAGACCGAGACCACUUCCGCAAACAUUUUGCAAUGGUAUCAAUCACCCUCUCAUGAAAGAUUUUAACUUGUGUGGUAAGAAUUGUUGUGAUUGUAAUUCUGUUUUUAUAUGUAUUCCUGAGUACUUCUAAGUUAAGGCCACCUGGGCCUUAACUUAUUUCUGUUGAUUUUAAUGUUAUUUCAGUUCAGUUAGGUUUCAUUUAUAUACCAACCAACAUGCUAUACAAACAUAAAACAAAUUAAAAAUAGUUCAAAACAAUGUACAUUUUACCACAGCAGGAUGAAUAAAACAUUAGAAUAGCAAUUGUAUAUUAAAGGGGAACUGCACUUUUUUUUUAAAAUGUUUUCCUAUUAUUCAAAAUUCCUAUGUAAAACAAGAAAACGUUUUUUUCUUUUUUAAUGCAUUCUAAUUUUCAAAAUACCUCAAGUACGAGGUGGCUAACAUUGCAGUUAAUACACAACCCCGCCCAUAAAGGCCUCUAAAAAACAUCCAAUGAAUGCCAACAUCGCUCUAUUUACAUGUUGUGACUUGAAUAUUGAUCUAGUAUUCGCAAUAUUGGUAUUUUAAUCGAUAACGCAGACAAACCAUCUGUAAUGGUGCCUUGAUCACAGAGAGGUAAUUCCUUGUGCUGCUAUAUUGACAUAUUGAGCUGGGGAGCUCCUCUGAGCUGAUUGAAAUUAGUCCAUAUUAUGAAUCAUGUCUCUCACCUGGAUUGUAGAAAGAUGUGGCCUUAAACCGAGAUGAUGGCAAACUUUGACAUUCAUCUUAUAAACUGAGAUAGCUAAAAAGACAUGGAACUGUUUUAUUUAUUUUUUAACCUCCAUGUGGAUUAUGAUUAAUUAUUUAUCUAAACAGAAAGUUCUAAACAUCCCAUCUCAUUGGCAUCCCAGCGAGAGCAGACAUUGUACCACAUGUGAUUGUUUUAUUAUUUUCAUAGUUUGUAUAUCUUUUUUAGCACUUAGCCACACAACUGCAUGAUGCUUAGUGUUGCAUUAAAGCUGGGUCUGUUUUACACACAGCUUUUAAAACUUGUAGAUCCUCCUCCUUAUAUUUAAUUCAGGCUCAAAAAGAUAAUGUUCUGGAUCAUAAUUUUUCCAAAAGUAAGUGUUGUUAACGCUCAUGAAGUCUGCAUGUUUAGUAGUAGUUGAAGUUGAAAGAAAUAGCAAUGGUUGUGAUGCAUUUCUGAAUUUUUUUUUAUGCUGUAUGCUUACAAUGACCAAAAUACAUAAUAUUGCAUGUUAUUAUGAAUGUGCCUGUUACUACAUUACAUAUACAGUGUACUUACAGCAUAUAUACAAAACGAUGGAGGUUUUUUAAAGCGCUGUAUAGGCACAAAUGAGCGAUUCCCACUACCUCCAUAGUUAGCUGACUUUUGCCAAUUUUUUUUAUGGGAUUAGAAUGCAUAAAAAAAGAAAAAUGUGUUCUUGUCUUACAUAAGAAUUGUGGAUGAUAGGCAAAAUUCCCCAAAAAAGGUGCUGUUCCUCUUUAAAAUAUGUGCGAAAAAGAUCACAUAAAAAUACAAAAAUAAUGCAAUAUAAUAAAGAAAUAAACAUAAAAAAUAAAUGAUCAGGAUAUGCCAAACUGGAUUUCAACGCAUAGGAGAAAAACAGGUUUUAUCCUACAUUUAUACUGGAGACUGGGAGGAUCUAAUGAAUAAAAAAAAAAAGUGUGCGGGCUAUAGAGCGUUUUCCGUUCGGGCUCCAGUACUCUGGAAUGCCCUCCCGAGUUCGAGAUGCUACCUCAGUAGAAGCAUUUAAGUCUCACCUUAAAACUCAUCUGUAUACUCUAGCCUUUAAAUAGACCUCCUUUUUAGACCAGUUGAUCUGCCGCUUCUUUUCUUUCUCCUAUGUCCCCCCCUCCCUUGUGGAGGGGGUCCGGUCCGAUAACCACUGAUGAAGUACUGGCUGUCCAGAAUCGAGACCCAGGAUGGACCGCUCGUCGGGACCCAGGAUGGACCGCUCGCCUGUAUCGAUUGGGGACAUCUCCACGCUGCUGACCCGCCUCCGCUUGAGAUGGUCUCCUGUGGACGGGACUCUCGCUGCUGUCUUGGAUCCGCUUUGAACUGAAUUCUCGCGGCUGUGUUGGAGCCACUAUGGAUUGAACUUUCACAGUAUCAUGUUGGACCCGCUCGACAUCCAUUGCUUUCGGUCCCCUAGAGGGGGGGGGGUUGCCCACAUCUGAGGUCCUCUCCAAGGUUUCUCAUAGUCAGCAUUGUCACUGGCGUCCCACUGGAUAUGAAUUCUCCCUGCCCACUGUGUGUGAGUUUUCCUUGCCCUUUUGUGGGUUCUUCCGAGGAUGUUGUAGUCGUAAUGAUUUGUGCAGUCCUUUGAGACAUUUGUGAUUUGAGGCUAUAUAAAUAAACAUUGAUUGAUUGAUUGAAUGGGGAAAGGAAGGUUGUUCAAGAUAUCAAAAUAUUUGCAAGCAGAACUUGGUGCGUACUGUAUAUGCUCAUAUUUAAAAAUGUAAAAGACACAAUUUGUGCUGUUUUUUUUCCUCGUUUAUUUGAUCACAAUACUCUUGUUUUACAGUACAGCCAGUAUAUUGGAUUAUAUCGAUAAAGAUAUACAGCACACAAUGCUAUCACAUGUAGGUAGUACUAGUAUCUGUAAACAACAGCAACCCUGUAAAACGUGUGCGAGGAAAGAGGACCAAAAUGGAACUAAAUACAAGACAGAAGGCUUCCAAUUGUGUACAAUGUUCUUCAGUGAGCAGUAUGUCCUUUGGUAGUUUGAAUUGAAAUGUGCCAGCAAGGUGCGAAGGUUAACCUUAAUAAUUAUACAUUUCAACAUGACCGUGAUGCAUAGAACACAUAAUGAAAUCAAGCAAAACAAUAUAAAACAGUAUGCUUGAAAGACUUUGGCUUGAUAGGACAAGCACCCAAGGGAAGCCGUUUUAGCGAUAAAGUACUGUGCAUUAAAUAAAGGCCAGAGAAGCACUUGAAUCAGCAAGCAAGACAUUUUGUGUAUUCAGCAGCAGCACUAAUCCCCCUCUACAGAGAGGUUAAACAACUGUAUACACAGAGCAUCCCUAAAGUCUGUACAUAAAUUAUACACAUUUUAAAUAUUACAUUUAAUUGAUCAAUAAUACAUUCACAAAUAAAAUAAUCAAAAACAUAGGCUACAAAAAGAUUGUCUCCAUAAUGCUGAGUUUUUCAGACAAACAUAGUUUUGAGUUUAUGUACAAGUAUGUUUGGCGAUGAUGCAUUUAUAGAUGAUACAUUUAUGGUCAGAACUUUUUAUAGACUCAUCAGAUGAUGAAUGUUAUAUCAAAUUUGAGCCCUUUAAUAAUUUGAACCAUUCUUUUUUAUACGGUGGCAUGAUAACAACCUCCAAUUACUUUUAGAAACAAGAAUGUACCUUGAAUGAUUAGAUAUAAAAUAUAUUCACAUAUACUUGGUUUAAUGUUUCUUUGGGCAACAUUCACCCACCAGAUGCUUUUUCUAGGCAUGAAAAAGAUUCUAAUAAUUCCGGCUGGAUAUUUUGACCACACUUUUUGGAAAAAAAUAAGUAAGAAAUAAUUUAACACACUUACUUUUAGGAUCCUAAAGGGAUCUGUGUACAAAAGUGUCUUUUUUUUUUCAUUUUUUUUGUACUUUCAAUGCAUAGUCUUAUCACAAAUUUAAAACAGUCUAUUAAUAAAAGUUUUGUUUUCUGUGUUUUUUUUUUGGUCAAAAAUAACAAUUUUUAUGAGGAACAUUGUCAAAUAUGCAGUAUUUCAAAUACAAAGUGGAAUAUUUGAAGUUGGGUGUUUACAGCUUUGAUUAAGUCAGUCAUUUAUGAUAUUGAUUUUGAUAAAGUAGACACAAAUAUUUUUAAAUCGCCUACUGGGGUAGAAAGACAGAGAACACAGACAGACUUGAUUAGUUCAAACAAAUCCUUUAUACGUUAUAUAUAGCGUGUUAUACGUAUAUAACUUCCUAAGAUUAUUUUCACUGCAAUUCAGCAGUAAAGUGUUAAGUUAGUCUAAGUCUAAGUGGCAGUUUAACUUGUCUACGCUCAUCAAAACUGUGAGAAUUAUGCUCAUGGUUUUCUGGCGUCAUUUGAGUAAGAAUGAUAUCCAUUUUGUUUUUAUGGAAAAUGAGUAAUAUACCAGGAUUACAGUCUGUUAAAAAAUAGCAGUUAUAAUGGGACACAAUGAGGCCGAAAGUGUUCUUAAGACAAUGUGUAUGUAUAUUUUAUGUUUAUAUCAUAUUAUAACAACGAUGCAAUCAAAAACACAAUGCUUUUUUAAAAGAAAAACCUCAUGGCAAAAUGUUUAAUUGCUAACCUUUGAACUGAAGAAUCAAAUCACAUAAGGAACACAUGUAUUGCCUAUUUUGGGCCCGAGGUUGGACAAGGGCUUGCAUUCAUCUUUAAAGCGUAGUUGGAGCUUUGGUAAAGUGAUUCCAGAAGCUAAAUUUGAUCUUGCUUUAUCCAUUGCUGUGUAUUUGUUGUACUGUUGUACUGUUGUACUGUUGUACUGUCACUCCACUGUUAAAAAAGAAAGGCUCAAAUAAAUGAACAAGGGACUGAAA